Molecule: messenger RNA, 1614 nt
Organism: Lachancea fermentati
Lineage: Eukaryota; Fungi; Ascomycota; Saccharomycetes; Saccharomycetales; Saccharomycetaceae
Source: the annotation of a GenBank genome assembly
AUGAUUAGAGCUGCCCUAUCUAAGGUUAGAAAUCGGUUUUUACGAUCACCAACCGAGAUCAAUUUGGAGGAGUUUAACGUUAUUACAGAGGGCAAAGCCCAUAUCUUAUUCCCCGAGAAAGAGGACGUGUUUUACAAUCCUAUUCAACAGUUUAAUAGAGACUUGAGUGUUACUUGCAUCCAGGCGUGGGAUGAAUUGUACGGAAGAAAGCGCCAGCAAAAGUCCAACGGCAAGAAGAGAUCACUUGCUUCUGACGAAGAAAGCGUCAAGAAAAGAAAACUACAAGACGGAAGUGCCAAGUUGGAUACAACAGUGCGCCCAUAUAUUAGAAUUCUGGAAGCGCUAUCAGCGACUGGCUUGCGUGCUAUUCGAUACGCUCAUGAAAUUCCUCAUACCAAGGAGAUUAUUGCCAACGAUUUGUUACCUGAAGCUGUUGAAGCAAUCAAGAGGAACAUUGCCUACAACAAAGUGGAUGACAUUGUGAAGGCAAAUCAAGAUGACGCUAAUGUACUAAUGUAUCGCAACAAAGCAGCGAACAAGAAAUAUCAUGUUAUUGACCUCGAUCCGUACGGUACGGCUACUCCUUUCAUUGACGCUGCAAUUCAGAACAUCGAGGAGGACGGCCUGAUGCUGGUUACCUGCACUGAUCUUUCCGUUUUGGCAGGUAAUGGGUAUCCUGAAAAGUGCUUUGCUCUUUAUGGCGGUGUAAAUAUGGCAGGCCACGAUGCAACUCACGAAAGUGCCUUGAGACUGGUUUUGAACCUUCUUGGCCAAAGUGCUGCCAAGUAUAAGAAGAGCAUCGAGCCCCUACUUUCGCUCAGCAUCGACUUUUACGUUCGUGUAUUUGUCAAGGUGCGUACAAAUCCAACUGAAGUGAAAAAUUUACAACACAACACUAUGAUUACAUACAUGUGUUCUGGAUGCGGGUCAUAUCAUAAUCAGGAUUUGGGUCGCCAAUCGGAGAGACAAUCCAAGAAGGGCAACCCAUACGUGAAAUACUCUCUCGCGCAGGGACCUCCAGUGGACCGGAGAUGUGGGUUCUGUGGCGGUGCUCAUCACAUCACAGGACCCAUGUACGCUGGUCCUUUGCACAAUCGCGAAUUCAUUGACAAGGUGCUGGAAAUUAAUAAAAAUGUGCACACGGACGAGGUUUAUGGCACAAGAAAGAGAAUAGAAGGUAUGCUGACAUUAGCUAAGAACGAGCUUGACGCGCCAUUCUACUUUACUCCCAACCGAGUGUCGUCCAUCUUAAAGUUCCAAGUGCCCAGCUUAAAGACAGUUGUUGCUGGCCUCGGAUCCUUAGGGUUUGAGUGUUCACUCACACACGCACAGCCUUCUUCUUUGAAGACUGACGCGCCCUGGAGCGCCAUAUGGUACGUAAUGAAGAGGUACUGCAUGGACAACAAUUUGUGUAAUUUGGAGAAAAUGAACCCGAACACCUUUGGGUACAAGAUCCUCACCAACCACAAGAUAGAUGAAAUUAUUGACAAAGACAAGCUUUCCUUCAAGCCCAACGAGCAAAGUGGCCGCGUCGAGAAGCUCAGAAAACUCAAAAUCGUCAGGUACCAGGAAAAUCCAACCCGCAAUUGGGGGCCCAAAGCCAGGCCCCAGUGA